AUGGCUUUGGCUGCUCCCGCUGUAGCUCCAUUCGAAUGGACCAUCAACAUCGCAAGAGAAUUAAUUCGUUUAAGACAUGAUAAUCAUGACGAUUUUGAGUUCAUUUCUAACAAUCGCCAUGAAAAGAUAUGGAGAACUAUAUCCAAUCAAUUGUUUAUUAAUAGAGG
Molecule: messenger RNA, 167 nt
Organism: Funneliformis geosporum
Lineage: Eukaryota; Fungi; Glomeromycota; Glomeromycetes; Glomerales; Glomeraceae
Source: the annotation of a GenBank genome assembly